This is a messenger RNA of Phytophthora sojae, 580 nucleotides long. RefSeq names its product Avr1b-1 avirulence-like protein (gene Avh1b-6). The transcript has a single exon. NCBI's taxonomy places the organism in Eukaryota, Oomycota, Peronosporomycetes, Peronosporales, Peronosporaceae. The record is from RefSeq and is a predicted model, not a curated record. Bases 41 to 418 code for a protein of 125 amino acids.
GUCCAGCCCUCAAGACCCAACAACCAACGAACUCCCAGCUAUGCGUCUCUCCAGCACCACCUUUGUUGUUCUUGCGGCCGUCCUCCUCGCAAGCGGCACUGCAGUAUCGAAGGCCGACGAGACUGGCGUGACGAACGUAAACGCCGUUCACUCGCCGAAUGUUCUCGCUGGCGUGGACAAGCGAUUUCUCCGAAGCCACCACACGGAGGAUGGCGAAGCCAAACUCUCCAACUACGACAAUGAAGAGCGGAACGGCUUGUUCGGCGCGAACACUCUGUCAAAUAUGGGCAAGGAUACGAUUCUCCGCUUCCAGAUGUUCACGAAAUGGAAGGCCAAUGGAUACCUCCCGAAAAAAAUCAAAGACGACAUCCCCAGGAGUCUCUACAAGGCGUACAAAAUCCACUACCGCAUGAAUUAGUUCGAGGCGUGUUUCAAGUCGCCAGGUCUUCAUGCAACAUCUACGACACCGGCCAAAGGAGGUUGCGAUAGAGGGGGAAGCUCUAUCGCUGGGCUGCGUUCUACUAUCGGCGAAACUGGAACAUAGUAGCUGAUAAUAAAUAGAAGUUUUCAACCGACCACC